GUGUGCCGGACCAGAGCUGGGCGGCCCGGGCCCUGGACGCGGUGGUGGCCCGAAGUCGGCGCCACCAAGCUCCGCCCGCGGGCGCUCCCGGGCUUCCCGCCCCAUCGGCUGCUCCCUCCCCGUCCCCGUGGCCGCGCGCGCUCCCAGCCCCGGCGCCACAGCCUCCCUGGCCACCGCCGCCGCCGCCGCCGCUGUCACCCUCGCCGUCUGGAGCCGCUGUGGGAAACAGGCGCCACGAUGCUCGUGAGGAAGUGCCUGGUAAAGUGCCUGCACCGGCUGCAGAAGGGCCCGGGCUACUCGUACAAGGAGCUGCUGGUGUGGUACUGCAACAACACCAACACCCACGGCCCCAAGCGCAUCAUCUGCGAGGGGCCCAAGAAGAAGGCCGUGUGGUUCCUCAUCACGCUGCUCUUCACCUCCCUGGUGUGCUGGCAGUGGGGUGUCUUCAUCAGGACCUACCUGAGCUGGGAGGUCAGCGUGUCCCUCUCCCUCGGCUUCAAGACCAUGGACUUCCCCGCCGUCACCAUCUGCAAUGCCAGCCCCUUCCAGUAUUCUAAAGUCAGGCAUUUGCUGAAGGAUCUGGAUGAGCUCAUGGAAGCAGUCCUGGAGAGGAUCCUAGCUCCGGAGCAGAGCUAUGCCAACGCCACUAGGACCCUGAACUUCACCAUCUGGAAUGACACGCCGCUGGUUCUGAUCGACGAGCAGAACCCCCACCGCCCAGUGGUCCUUGACCUCUUUGGGGACGUCCACAAUGGCUCAGCAGAUAGCAGCCUAGCUCCAGGAAGGACCUGCACUGCCCAGGGGUGCAAAGUGGCCAUGAGACUAUGCAGCCUCAACGGGACCGCAUGCACUUUCCGGAACUUCACCAGCGCCACCCACGCCGUGACGGAGUGGUACCAGCUGCAGGCCACCAACAUCUUCUCGCAGGUGCCCACGCACAAGCUGGCGGAGAUGGGCUACCCCGCCGAGCGGCUGAUCCUGGCCUGCCUGUUCGGGUCCGAGCCCUGCAGCUACAGGAACUUCACGUCCAUCUUCCACCCAGAUUAUGGCAACUGUUACAUCUUCAACUGGGGCAUGACCGAGAAGGCUCUCCCUUCGGCCAACCCCGGAGCUGAGUUUGGUCUGAAGCUGAUCCUGGAUAUAGGCCAAGAGGACUAUGUGCCCUUCCUCACGUCCACGGCCGGUGCCCGGCUGCUGCUCCACGAGCAGAGGUCCUACCCCUUCAUCAAAGACGAGGGCAUCUACGCCAUGUCAGGGACAGAGACAUCCAUCGGGGUGCUGGUGGACAAGCUGGAGCGCAUGGGGGAGCCCUACAGCCAGUGCACCAUGAAUGGCUCCGACGUUCCCGUGCGGAACCUCUACAGCGACUACAACACGACCUACUCUAUCCAGGCCUGUAUUCGCUCCUGCUUCCAAGAGCACAUGAUCCAGAACUGCAGCUGUGCCCACUACCUGUACCCACUGCCCCGCGGGGAGAGAUACUGCAACAACUGGGAGUUCCCAGACUGGGCCUAUUGUUACUCACGCCUGCGCAUGAGUGUGGCCCAGAGGGAGACCUGCAUCAACAUGUGCAAGGAGUCCUGCAAUGACACCCAGUAUAAGAUGACCAUCUCCAUGGCCGACUGGCCUUCCGAGGCCUCUGAGGAUUGGAUUUUCCGCGUCCUGUCUCAGGAGCGGGACCAGAGCACCAACAUCACCUUGAGCAGGAAGGGAGUGGUCAAGCUCAACAUCUACUUCCAAGAAUUCAACUAUCGCACCAUUGAGGAGUCAGCAGCCAACAAUAUCGUUUGGCUGCUCUCAAACCUGGGUGGCCAGUUUGGCUUCUGGAUGGGGGGCUCGGUGCUGUGCCUCAUCGAAUUCGGAGAGAUCCUUAUCGACUUUGUGUGGAUCACUAUCAUCAAGCUGGUGGCCUUCGCCAAGAACCUGCGGCAGAGACGUGCCCAGGCUCGCUAUGCUGGCCCGCCGCCCACCGUGGCCGAGCUGGUGGAGGCUCACACCAACUUUGGCUUCCAGCCUGAUGUGGCCAGGCCUGGCCCCGACCCCGGGACCUACCCUGAUGAGCAGACCGUGCCCAUCCCGGGCACCCCACCUCCCAACUAUGACUCCCUCCGUCUGCAGCCGCUGGACAUCAUCGAGUCCGACAGUGAGGGCGAUGCCAUCUAGACCCGGGGAAACCAGAACUCAGACCGAGAAGCCAAGAUCGUGGCCCCAAGCUUCACUUUGGGAUGUUCUCUCCAAAGGGCCAAGAUAGUGGGUAUCCAAAGCCAGAGUCUGUGUCUCUCUAUAGAGAGACCAGCAGCUGCUGGCCAGUCCCAGGCUGAGGGCUCUGUAGGGUCAUGCUGCGGGUACAGAUGUGGGAAAUGUGUACUCAUUUGGUUCCUGCCCACACCCCCAACCUGACCUGAUCCUUGGCUGGGACGUCCCCAGCCUGACUCGAGAGACACUGGGACACUGUCCCCCACAGGCAGGCUAGUUUCUUCCCAGUGCACCGUCUGCUCCCGAGACAGCCAGCCAGGCAGGCUGUGCUGUCUGUCCCCACAGUCUUUUCCGUCCUGGCCUUAGCUGACCUCUGCGAAUGGGUUU
Molecule: messenger RNA, 2583 nt
Organism: Lontra canadensis (Northern American river otter)
Lineage: Eukaryota; Metazoa; Chordata; Mammalia; Carnivora; Mustelidae
Gene: SCNN1B
Product: sodium channel epithelial 1 subunit beta
Exons: 13
Coding region: 238-2163 (641 amino acids)
Biological process (GO): sodium ion transmembrane transport
Cellular component (GO): membrane
Molecular function (GO): ligand-gated sodium channel activity
Source: RefSeq, a predicted model, not a curated record